Molecule: messenger RNA, 1485 nt
Organism: Episyrphus balteatus (marmalade hoverfly)
Lineage: Eukaryota; Metazoa; Arthropoda; Insecta; Diptera; Syrphidae
Product: N-acetylglucosamine-6-phosphate deacetylase
Exons: 5
Coding region: 210-1403 (397 amino acids)
Biological process (GO): N-acetylglucosamine catabolic process
Molecular function (GO): N-acetylglucosamine-6-phosphate deacetylase activity
Source: RefSeq, a predicted model, not a curated record
GAAAGCGAAGGUCAUUUUUUCUUAUCAAUAACAAAAGACAAACCAAAGAGAAAUAAAUUAAUAAUGACUGUGAUAUGAUAUAAAAUUAAUAAGUAAAAGCUCCUCCGCUCACUUACAUAAAUAAAUUUUGUCUUCAAUUUAUUUAUUUAGUUCAAUUCAUUCAUUAACAAGCUUGUUUUUAGUGUACUCUCUACUUUUUGUAAAAAAAAAUGACCAAAAACAAUUUUGAAAUAAUCCAAUUUACCAAUUGUCGCCUUCUCCGCAAUCAUUCCAUUAUCAAAGAGGAUCUCUUGAUUCGAAAUGGAAAAAUUAUUAAUCCAGAACCAGUGUUCUUCGAUGAAAAGAAAAUACCAGAAAAAGUAAUUGAUUGUAAAAAUGCAAUUAUUGCUCCAGGAUUUAUAGACUUGCAAAUAAAUGGUGGAUAUGGUGUUGAUUUUUCAUACGACAUCGACACUGUUGCGGAAGGGGUCAUCAAAGUUGCAAAAGGUCUGAUAACAAAUGGUGUCACUUCGUUUUGUCCUACUUUAGUUAGUUCUCCGAGUGAGAUAUAUCGUAAAGUCUUGCCACAGAUACCAACGCAUGUUUCAAAAGGCGCUGGUAUCUUAGGAGUACAUCUUGAAGGGCCAUUUAUUAAUCCUCAGAAAAAGGGCGCUCAUCCAGAAGUUUGUUUGAAAAAACUAGACAAGAACUUUGAAACUCUACUUGCCACUUAUGGAACUCUAGACAAUGUCAAAAUAUUAACUUUGGCUCCCGAAUUGGAUAUAACAGGAGAAGUCACGAAAAAAUUAACUUUGAUGGGUAUUACGGUAGCUCUUGGUCAUUCUAUGGCAAGUCUGUCGGAAGGAGAAAAAGCUGCCCAAAAUGGAGCCACUCUCAUAACGCAUCUUUUCAAUGCAAUGCUGCCAUUCCAUCAUAGAGAUCCUGGUCUUGUAGGUCUACUAGCAUCUAAGAACUUACCACCUAAUCGAACAAUGUACUUUGGUAUCAUAGCUGACGGAGUACACACACAUCCGGCAGCAUUACGUAUUGCGCACAGAACUCAUCCAGAAGGUUUGAUAUUAGUAACUGAUGCUAUCUCGGCUUUGGGUUUAGAAGAAGGACUACAUCAUAUUGGUCAGUUGGAUUUGCAAGUUAGCGACGGAAAAGCAUUUAUUGCCGGAACAAAUACUCUUUGUGGGAGCAUAGCACCGCUGGACGAGUGUGUACGAAUAUUUAAAAGAUCUACAGAAUGCUCAACUGUUUAUGCCUUGGAAUCAGCAACUCUACAUCCAGCCAAGUGCCUAGAUAUUGAAAAGUCAAAAGGUACACUCGACUUUGAAUCUGAUGCUGAUUUUAUUAUGUUGGAUGACGAGUUACGGGUUCUCUCUACAUGGAUAGAUGGAGAAUGUGUUUACAAAGUUUAGUUUGUAAAAAUCCAAAGAAUUUAAUCAAUUUAUGUUUUAUAUCAUCUUUAAUUGCAUUUGAAAUAUAUAUUUUUAUAACAAA